This is a messenger RNA of Procambarus clarkii (red swamp crayfish), 4365 nucleotides long. RefSeq lists its product as uncharacterized. Gene Ontology annotation, cellular component: plasma membrane. NCBI's taxonomy places the organism in Eukaryota, Metazoa, Arthropoda, Malacostraca, Decapoda, Cambaridae. The record is from RefSeq and is a predicted model, not a curated record.
UCCUUAUGAUACAGCAAAUUAUUCUUUAAGAUCAGGAGAUAUUUACAUUUUUCUCGUAUAGGAUUACGUUGUCCAGUGAGGGAGCUGGGAAGCUCUCUACUCAAGUCUUGACAUAGCAAACCUCGAGUUCCUUUGAGCCCAGAAUCUAAUUACUCUUUCAUCUGAGGGUGAGGAGCUGUCUCCACAUGCAACGAGAGCUUACGGCUGACUCUUCUGUCUGAUCUCAUUCUGGGAGACAAUUUGCAAAGUAGGACAUCAAGCCACUCUACACUUCCGAGCUCGUCCCUGUCGCCUUGCUUGUGGACUUUCUUCUAGCGAAGGAAGGGGUAGUUCUUGAUGUGUAAUUAUUGUUAUUACUUUUGUAACAAUAAUUAUAUUUUUAAUCUGGCUAAUUGUUCUUCGCGAACAGCUUCUCCGGAAGAGGAUCUGCCAAUAGUUUUAUAUCGUGGAGAGAAAACAUUGUGCCCAAUCUUAUCAGCCAAGCCAGGGUUCGAACAAAAGUCCUCUCGCUUGUGAGGUGUGUUUUAACUACUGCAUAACAGAAUAAUAAGGCCUUUACCGAAUAAUAAUAACAAUAAUAACAUUAAUAUCAUUACUAUUACCUUUACUCGAGUAUUGAAGUUGUAUAAAUAUUCGAAACUAUCUAUAUCUUCCGUAAAAUUGGCAACUUCACUGUUACAAAAGCUUGGCUGGCGCUAUGCAGUGAUGCUUCUUGCUCCGCGUCGCCUCCAUCAAGUUGGGUAAACUCACAAUCGUCUCUGAACUAUUUCUUUGUUAUGCUGCUUUCCCUCAGCGAGGGGUCUCUGUUGUCUCUCUAACCUUCUCUCACACCAGAACUAUUGCUUCACAUUUUACUUGCGAGUCCCCUUCUGGCUGGGAUUCCUCAAGCAAGCUAACUUCCUCGCUUGAAAACAACUUCACCUAAAACUGACUCGAACUUUCCCUUCUCAACCUACAUCAGACUUGUCAACUUCUUCGCCUGUAAACCUACUUCGUCUAAAAAUUGCCCAACUUUGCUUUCUGCCUCUCAUUCCGCCUAAACAACUUCCUCACUUAGGUUAACAACUUCGCCUGAAACUAACCCCCUCGCUUUCCGUGUCUGCGCUUCCCGCAGGUUGGGCGACUUCUUCAGCUACAACAGCGGGUGUCCCCAGGGGUGGAUGCAGAUCAGCGAGCGGGACAGGCCCUACACGGACGGCUACUGGUGCGGGGACGGACGGGGCUUCAACGUUUACUUCAGCGAGACCGCCACCACCACCCUCACGCUGAAGAAGUUCAUCCCUAUGGACUACAUUCACUUUGAGGGCUUGCUGCAGUCACCGUUCAACUUCCGCCUCACCUACAAGACGCUGCGACGAAGCGACGCCAUACUGCGUUACGGCAACUCUACCUCGCCCAAGAACCGCGGAGACCUGACCGACGGCUCGCUCUGUGACCGCAUCUUCCUCAACUGCGACCAAAACAUAUGUUCGGUGCAGAGUCCCAACUUCCCCGGCCUCUACCCUCGCCACGUCACCUGCCACUUCCUCAUACGCCAGACACGCUACGUGCCCUACGAGAAGCCCCUCAUCACCAUAUACCAGGACAACCCUCUCAGGUUCAACGUCAAGGCCAACUCCGCCCUCCCGAGCCAAGGGCUCACUUCUCCAGGUUUACAGAUAUGGGGAUCAUGUGACCUGGUACACGACCACCUGCUGGUGUACGACGGCAACUCUACAGACUCACCGCUCUUCCUGAAGGUGUGUGGGUCAGGGUCGCUGCCGCCCAUCACCUCCACGGGGCCGGAAAUGUUGGUCGUCUUCAGCACCUCGCGCUUCGACGAGCCCACUCAGGAGACGCUCAUGCCAAGGACCUUCGGCUUCGAGUUGGACGUCAAGGUCACUUACCUGAACAUGGACUCGAGGCAGUUCGCCCGGAAUCGCCAAUGCGUGUUCCACAUCUUCGGCGCCAACAACGCCAGCGGGGAGAUAGUGUCGGUAGUUAACACGCAAUCACAGAAUUCCUCGUGCGUGUAUCUCUUCCAUGGGGAGCCUCACGAGGUAGUUUGGGUGCACUUCCGCAAAUACGAGAUCGCCCCGAAGAUGGGCCACUACACCUACAAUAUGACCGAGUGCAUCAACCCGCUCAGGAUCUACGACGGAAACUUCUUCGACCCAAGCAUACCAUACGGCUCACCCAGACGCGCCCGCCUCAUCCAGGAGCACUGCACGGCGCGUCCUCCGCCCAUGUGUGCCCGGGAAUACCUUCCACCUCGCCGUGGGCUCUCUGCCCCAGUUAAGGCUUGUACCAGGAAUGAAAGUUACGUGGCUGAUGGGCCCAAACUGACGGUGGUGCAGCACUAUAAUGAGUCCACCGCUGCUCUUGCUAUGGACUUCAUCUUGCGCUAUGAGUUCGUCAACACCCGACCCGGAUACAGCCCAACUAACGGCAGCGAGUGUGAUUUUGAAGCCAUCAGCGACGGGUACUCGCUCCGUACGGGUCGGGUAUUUUCCCCAAGGACGUCGGUGCUGUACGGAAGGUGGGGACGACGUAAGCUGUCCUGCCAGUAUCGCCUCACUGCCCACAGUGAUGAGGUCGUGCGUGUAACCAUAACCAAAUUUCACAGUGUGUCUCGCUCAUGCGUCACAACCACAAACAACUUCACUGGCAGCUACGACUGCGAUAGCCGGGCGGGCCAGACCGCUUCACUUGUCGUCUCAGAGUAUCCCUGGCAGGAAGUUGAAGUGCCAAGACUCUGCACCUGUGAUAUCUCGGCCAUUCCCAUUGAGUACGAGUCUAAAUCACAAGAAUUGAGGCUCAGAUUCGAAGUCAGCAAUAUGGACGAAACUCACGAUUAUCUCGAUUUCAUGUUUGAAGCUCAGUACGAGUUUGUCAAGAAGACGUCUUGCAAAAAAGAGCAAAGACUUCAGGGCACUAAUGGUGAAAUAGUGUUCCGGAAGGCUAACCUCACAGAGCACAAACCGUGUGAUAACUACCCGUGGCUUCUCCAGACCUCUGAUGCCGAGAAGUCCAUAUACUUUAGAAUACGAGGUUAUGACCACAUCGACAAGAACUGCACUACUGGCACACGACUCCUAGUCUUCAAAGUGGGUCGUCUGAGGCCAGUUGCCGUCCUCUGCCCGGACUCCUCCACCAAAAAUGUGGUAGAGUUGUACAGCUUCGCUUGGCAAGGUUCCGGCUCACUGGUGGAGCAGUCGACAGACAAGCUGGUGCUGGAAGUGUCUGGACGGGACAGCACCCGCGAUCCGGGUCCACACACACUCUCGUGGCUUCAGGUGUCUCCGGUGCGCCAGUAUGACUGGUCAUCUGAGGGCAUCGUGCGCGGGUGCCAGGAAGAGUGCCCGGAGUUGCGUGUGUGCAUCAGCGAGAACCUCUGGUGUGACGGUGUACAUCACUGUCCCUCAGGAUACGACGAGCUUAUCGCCCACUGCUUCUUCCUCUCCGUGCCGUGGGCGUACAUCGCGGUGGGCUCCGCCCUGAGCGUCCUCCUGCUGGUGGGCGUGACAGUGUACGGCGCGGCCAGACUCCGUGCCGCGGAUAAGAAGACCCACCAGCACCAGCCCAUACCCACGCUGCCCACGGCCUCCGAGUCCCUCUUCUCCUCCGACAAGGAUGCAGCGGAGCGGGACGGUGGCGUGACCUCUGCCUACAGCUUGGACUACAGCGAGGUGGACUACGUUACUACUUUAUGAGAACCAAACCAGGUAGCCACUUACACCACAACCACCCUAGCCACGUUCACAACACCAUCAACCAGCACCAUCCACCCAACAAACGCCCAAGAUGUGUCUACCUCCCAACCCUCUGCCAGCCGCACAGACGACAACGCUGACAACCUGCGACCACGCACGCUCAACGCUCGACCACGCACUCUUAACACCCGACCAGUCUACCCUAACAACGAAUUCCACACCCAGCCACCUACGUCCUCCACCCGCGACACCCACCCACCCCCAGUCAACAGAUCGUACCUCUACACCCUGGCCGCCCUCAACACCCAUCCACUGGCCGCCCUUAACACGCCCACCAGUCACCCACGUCGUGCUCACUAGAAAAUUCCAGCAGUAUUUUUAGGAUUUUUGAUGUGCUCUUCCAGUUCGUUCUGUUCCAGUUUUUCUCUAUCUCAGCUGACUAAGGGGAAAAAUUACAAUAAGUCCAAAUUGGAUACUAAUUCCGAUUGCAUGGUUCACGUUCCUCUGACGUUCCCUAGAGGCAUCUGAUGCAUUAUCUGUCAUUGUCUGGUAAAAUGGUUUGUAUAUCUAUAUGACUUAUUGAAUAAAUUAGCCACAACUGUGUUCCCUUCAAUGCCAUUAUAGUUACGUGCAAGAAAUUCCCUCUCACGUACAACUUCCGCAUAUAUAUAUA